This is a messenger RNA of Raphanus sativus (radish), 1290 nucleotides long. RefSeq lists its product as uncharacterized. NCBI's taxonomy places the organism in Eukaryota, Viridiplantae, Streptophyta, Magnoliopsida, Brassicales, Brassicaceae. The transcript is spliced from 5 exons. Bases 88 to 1041 code for a protein of 317 amino acids. The record is from RefSeq and is a predicted model, not a curated record.
UGUGCUGCCUAAUUGCUUCACUCUCCCUACUUACACCUCAUUAGUUUUGCUCUUUCAGAAAAGAAAAAAAAAUACAUUUCGUUUCCAAUGGCUUUGCGUGGACAUGAGUCUGAGUUUAUGAACCUAAGGGAAUGGGAUCGAAGAGCUCGAUUAAUCCGAGACAAACAGACUUCUAGAAGGUUUUCUGCUUCAUACGUUGGAAGCUUCCGAGAAGAUCAUCACAAGUCUUCUUCUACUAGAACAAACUUCAAUAACAUCUCUAGUACUGCCUCAUCUCCUGGCUACAAUAUUAAAGAAGAGAUUGAUCCAUCAACAUAUUCUUUCACCAAUGCGCUGAAGGCGUUACAAGCAAAGACAAUGUUCAAUAACAGAGAAUGGUUAACACAAGAAGGGUUUGCUUUGAACUCGAAGUGGAAUGAAGCAGAGAAAUAUAUUUGCAACCCAUUGUCUGGAGAAGUUCCAAUAGAGUGUUUGUCUUAUAAAACAUUAAGUUCUAGAUCUUUCAGAAGUCUGACCACCACCAUGUCUGCUCCUCUUCACUACCCUAAUCCCAAUCUAUUGACGAAUACUAUUGGUCAAAACAAACCCAAUAAUAAUCAUAACGUUAGAGUCAUUCACGAGGAUCUUUAUGCUCCUAAUCGUGUUCUUGUUCGAGCAGAAAAAAAAGUUAUAGUGCUGAAACGAGAUGUGGGUAUUCAGAGUACGUCGGUGGAUCUUAGCUCCGGUAGCCCUAGUCCGGCAAAAACGCCUCCGAUCAUGGAACGGUCUCUGAAACGACACGUGGAAGGUCAACAAGAGGAUUUGAAGUUGGAAGAUAAAGAAGAGAAGCAAGAGAAGAGUAAAGAAGAAGGAGAGGAAGAGAAGCAAGAGAUAAGUAAAGGAGAAGAAGAUAAUCAAGAGAUGAGAGGAGAAGAAGGAAAAAAGAAGCAGAAAAGGAGAGGAAGUGGAUGCUUCUCAUGGGUGAGAUCAAGACAAAGACAAGCAAGAAAAUCAAAGUACAUCUUCCCAGUUUGUGUUCCUCAUCUUGUCAAAGGUUGUUAAAAACCUCAAAGCCAAAAAAAAACGCACAAGAGAAUCAACCAACAAACAACAAUAAAGAAAUAAAAAAAUGUUGGCAAGAUUCUCCCGUUUCUCAUCUUUCACCACCUAUUUUAUAUGAUCAUAAUAAGAUUUACAUGUAAUAGUCCUUCCUCUUCAUUUAGAUUCAUCAUUCAUGUGAAUGUCAAAACUCAAAAGCUUAGCUACCCAUUUUCCUAAUAUGAAUAGUAAUAGAUUCUGUUUGUAUUUUAA